Messenger RNA from Entamoeba invadens IP1, 495 nucleotides. Its product is annotated as serine-threonine protein kinase, putative. The annotation marks the transcript as partial. Lineage: Eukaryota; Evosea; Mastigamoebida; Endamoebidae. Gene Ontology annotation, biological process: protein phosphorylation. The record is from RefSeq and is a predicted model, not a curated record. Gene Ontology annotation, molecular function: protein kinase activity; ATP binding. The transcript has a single exon.
CGCAUUCAGUGUGUUCGGUCAAAAUCACAGACUUUGGACAUCAAGAUUUGUCAAAAGACAAUGAAAAAGAGAGAAGACAAAGGACUUGGGACUCCCGUCUAUGCGGCGCCAGAAACAUUCAGAGAUGAAUACACGUACUCUGGAGAUGUCUAUUCAUAUGGAAUUACUGCGUGGGAAAUUUAUUAUCAAGAAGAGUCCUACAAAGAACUCAAAUCAAUAUUUGAAAUUAAAGACCAUGUAGAAAAAGGGAAAAGAUUAAUUCUUGACAAAAACAUACCAACUGACUAUGCAGGACUCAUCCAGUCAUGUUGGAAACAGGAAGGAAGUGAAAGACCAACUUUCGAUCAAGUCACAAAAUUGGUUGUGAAAAUAGACGAUGAAGUUGCUUUACACAGUGGAAUAGACGAUGGUGUGUGCCAAGAAAAAAUUGAUGAAUUUGCAACAAAAAGAACCGAAAAAAUGCAAAAACAAAUCAACGAAUUAUACAGAGAUUAG